This is a messenger RNA of Acanthaster planci (crown-of-thorns starfish), 6594 nucleotides long. RefSeq names its product WD repeat domain 1 (gene wdr1). The record is from RefSeq and is a predicted model, not a curated record. NCBI's taxonomy places the organism in Eukaryota, Metazoa, Echinodermata, Asteroidea, Valvatida, Acanthasteridae. Gene Ontology annotation, biological process: actin filament depolymerization; locomotion. Gene Ontology annotation, cellular component: cortical actin cytoskeleton. Gene Ontology annotation, molecular function: actin filament binding.
ACAUGUACGUACGUGUACAUGUACUGCACUGGAUCAUGGAACACACGACGUGCAUGCAUUCUGCAAGCAAUUUGUGUGACUGUACAGCAAAUCUCAACUUGACGGAUUUUCAUUCAUUCGAGCUGUAAAGAAUCAUAGUGCAAAGAUGCCGCUCGCUUACGAGAGAAAGAGUGUCUUUGCCAGUCUACCCAGAACAGAGCGUGCUCGUGCAUUCAAUCUCGGCGGUGAUCCAAAGGGAAAGAACUUCCUGUGUACGCAUGAUGUCAAUGUCUUCAUCCGAGAUAUUGAGAAUCCUGCAAUCUGUGACAUUUAUUGCGAGCACAGUGCCCAGACAUCAGUGGCCAAGUAUGCUCCUAGUGGUUUUUAUAUAGCAUCUGGAGAUGUUACAGGUAAACUAAGGAUCUGGGAUACCACACAAAAGGAGCAUAUACUAAAGUACGAGUACCAGCCAAUCUCGGGAAAAAUCAAUGACAUUGCCUGGUCCCCUGACAGUAAGAGGAUUGCAGUGUGUGGAGAGGGACACGAGAAGUUUGCUUCGGUGUUCCUGUGGGAUACUGGCAGUACUGUUGGUAAGAUUGACGCAUCCACCAAACACUGCAACGCAGUAGACUACAGGCCCACCCGUCCGUUCCGCAUUGUGCUUGCUUCAGAAGAUGGGGCCACGACAUUUUAUGAAGGGCCACCUUUCAAAUAUUCAAAGGACCUGAGAGAACACUCAAAAUUUGUGAACACAACUCGAUUCUCCCCCGAUGGCAAUUUCUUUGCUACGGGUAGCUCCGAUCAAAAGGUGUUUAUGUAUACUGGAAAGGAAGGUGAUCUGGUGGUAGAGCUGAAGGAUGGUGCCAGAGCCCAUGUGGGUGGUGUAUAUUCGGUGUGCUUUAGUCCCGACAGUACACGACUCCUCUCUGCAUCUGCUGACAAGACUGUCAAAAUGUGGGAUGUUGAAACCCAUCAGGUUAUCACGACUUUCAAGUUGGGAGACACCAUACAGGAUCAGCAAUUGUCUAUCCUGUGGCAGGGAGAUUACAUCUUGUCUGCCUCCCUCUCGGGUUAUAUCAACUACUUGGACAAAAAUAACCCGGACAAACCCUGGCGGAUCGUAAAGGGCCACAACAAAAACAUCUCAACGUUUGCUCUGUCAAGCGACGCAUCCUGCAUCUACUCGGCUGACAUCGAUUGUAAUGUUAUGUGCUGGAAUGCGGAGACCAGCGAAUGCGAGGCUACCACAGGAAAGUCUCACACCAACAUGUUGAUGGAUAUGAGCACCAACGGCGACACCCUGGUCACAGUGGGAAUGGAUGAUAAAAUUCGAUUCAUUGACACAAUAAAGAAGGAGUUCACUGACGAAGUCAUUGGAUUGGACAGCCAGCCACAAUGUGUGACCUCAAAGGGGGAUCUUAUAGUGGCUGGAACACUUCAAGACCUUUGCUUGUUCAAGGCACACAACAAAGUUGACUCGGACGCCAUUCGCUAUGAAGCUAAAUCAGCCCAUCUGAGCCCUGAAGGAAGCUACUUAGCUAUUGGUGGGAGUGACAGCAAGAUACACAUCUACGAUGUGGCAGAGGAAAAGCUCAAGGAGGUUGAUCAGCUGACCACAAACGAGCCUGUCUGUGCUCUGCAGUUUUCCCCAGAUGGAUUGCACCUUGCUGCCAGCUCCGGCAAGAAAGUCCUCCUGUUCAAAGUCCAGGAAUUUCAGCCGGUUGAAAACUUCUGGUCAGGCCACAGUGCCCGUAUCAACUCUCUGUCUUGGAGCCCAGAUAGCAAACGCUUUGCCUCUGUAGGAGUUGAUGGCUCUGUUGGAGUGUGGGCAUUGGACACCUUGCGUGGAAGCAACAUGAUCUUGGGUGCCCAUCCAAAGACGAUCAUAACUAAAGUUGCAUGGCGAGACAACACCACCAUUGUGUCCGCAGGGCACGACAAGUGCAUCAAGCAGUGGACAGUGUAGAGGUAGAUCGGAAGGCUGGGGGCUGCAGGUCAGAGGUCAGGUCAAGGGUCACCAAGAGGUCGGUAUUUUCAGAGCAUUCUUGUAUCUUUAGGAGCAUCAUUAAGAUGCAACAUUAAGCAUCAGACACAGCUGUGAAAGUGCUUGUCACAAAUGCCUGCACACUGCCAGAAACAUCAUUUUUCAACAGGUCAAAUUUGUGACCUGUGACGACAAUGAGCCGAAAGUCAGAAUUUUCAAAAAUUGAGAUAUUGGCUGAAAGACAGCUCUCCAAUGGUACGUACAUGGAACAGCUAAGGUAAAAAUAUAAGGAGACAAUGUGACAUUCUUUUGGCAGCUUCGCGUCUUUGUUCCCAACAUUGUUUCAACAUUUCAGACCAGGCACGAAUAAUACUAUCAUCAAAAUUGCUGUGAAAAUGAAAAUUUGAAAUCUGUGAUCCUGCAAUAUAUUUGGAAUUAAAUAGGAGACAGGUUACCUUUCCAAGUAUUACAUAACGCCAAACUCCACUUCAAUAUUUGAGUUUGAACCCUCAAAAUAGCAAAGAGCAGGAUGCAACUUUACUCUCAUUUUGUCACGUCGGGUCACAUUUUAUCCAGGGAAUUUAAUUAAACCCUAAUUCGCUAUAUCCCUCUCCUUAGAGACAGGGAAAAAAGCAUUUAUCCAAGGCAAAAUUCAAAACUCCACAGGCAAUUUCUGUAGGUCUAAAGCAUGAAUGGGCGAUGAGCAGCAAUGUCCCUCGAGGGACAUGUUCUUCCUGCAAAUAAUUAAAUACCUUAUUAAAAGAAAGGCCCAACUGCACCAUUAGGGCGGAGGAGAAUUAAUUAAUUUCCUUUGGGACUAUUUCCUUUGGGACUUCAAAAAAUUUCAAUUUUUUUCUUUUGAACUCAAAAAAAUGUUUUGUAGGAGUCGGGUCCAUCUUUCAAAAUAGUAUUGAAUUGCUUGUGCACACCCGACACACAAGUGAACCUCAUCUCAGAAUGUGCUGAUCCUUCGUGCUGAAGGGGUUAAUAUUAGCAGUGGCAAUUAUUUGUCGACCUGGCCUGUCUAAGUGUCACCCGUUGAGGGGGUGCUCCUGCAUGGAGCCCUUACCACACUUCACUCAAGUUCUGAUCAGAAAUGUUGACAGUUUAAGUAGAAGAAUGAAUGUCUGAUUUUGCCCAUUUGGUAGCUUCUUGGUGACUGCUAACUCUACCAAAAGAUAUAGAUACAACACAGUUUCUUCCAGACGUCUAGAAUUUUGAAUAUAAUUUUGUAAAUGUAAGCUUAAAAUGUCUACGUUUCAAUAUUUAGCAAGCUAUAUUUUAAGGCAAGGAGGUUUUAGUUUUCAUUGUAGGGUUGGUAGAUGCAUGUAAUAUAUAGGUAGAUACUUUUUCUUUAUCACUGUGAUAAAAGCUUCACAACAUUCAGAGGUAGGAAGUUAUAAUCACUGUAUUUUUUUAAGUUGUGAUUAUUGGCAAAUUCUCAGUCAAAUGCAUCAGAUGGAAGACAUUCUAUGCAGUCCCAAUUAGAGCUUGGUUUCUGGAGCUUGGGAAAAAUAACAGUGAAGUGAGUACCCAUGUAUGUUACACCGCUGCGCAGAGUGUUUGUGUGAAAUGUAAUGUGGUUGCGUUCCACGCAGAAUAGAUUGGUAACUGCAUAUAAACUGUACAUUGGCUCUGUGGGUCAUUAUUGAAUAAAAUGAUGAAUCAGGGUCAUAAGGGUGAAUGGAGAGAUAUCUUGCUCAGUUGCAAUGCAUGUCAGCAAACCAAAGAGAGAAACAGACUGUUCAUGUGAAUUAAGGAACCUGAACCCCAAGGGUGAAUCUAGCACCAUUUGUUUGAGGGGAGGGAACUAUUUGGUUUGUUAAUUUAACCUUUUAUGGCCUUUCUGGGGUGAGGCUACAUUUGGGGAAUAUUUACAUGCUUUGGUAAAAGGAGAAAUGGAAUGCAGCCAAAAAAGCCAUCCCUUUUUAUAUUCGACAAAGAAAAAAAAUCCCUCAUUGUUUUUGGGGGAGCAUGGCCUGUUCCCCCCCCUCCCUUGGCUUACCCUUGUUGAUCCCUGUUAGCAUUAUUUAUGCUAAGCAUUGCCCCAUUCACAAAUCUGGAUUUUCGUAAGGAAUUUGCCCCGUAAAUUGUGCGGGCAAGUUUUGAAAACUUUAAAUAUCUGAGAAUUAGGUCACUCCCUGGUGAUCAGAAAUUCUGUAGAAGAGUUGAUAAUCCUUUGGUAAUUUGCAUUUUUGUGGUCUGUAAUUUCAGAUAGAAGUGCCUCUUACCUAACUAAUGUGUGCUGUUCAGUAUAUGAAGGCAUUUUAUUUAAGGGGCAAUGAACAAUCUUUCACAUUAGGGUACAUAAAACAUGCAGAUAUUUCUGUUUUUUUUUUUUUUUCAUUUUAGUUGUGUUAACAAAGAAAUUUCUCAAAAGACUAUUUAACAACUAGUUGGGAACUUAUGCAAAAUGAAUUAAUAUAGAUUGUUUAUAAUGGUGUUUCAUUUAUCCAAACACAACUUUAGCAUUUUUCAGCCACUAAUUAGAGUUUGAAAUCAUAUGUCAACCAAAAGUAUUACCUUCAAUUAAUGGUGUUGUCACCAACUUGAAGUCAAAAAACAAUUUAUGAAUCAGAUGUAACUUGUUCAGAAUAAUUUGUACUAACUAAAUGGAAUGAAAAUGAGAUGAAAAUGGCUUUUUAAGUAUAAAUGCAUUUGUCCAAAUCUGCUUACACUCUACUUAUUUGAGACUUUAAUGUGGAAGACGUUUGUCCAACGAUUUUCCACAAAAAAACAAGGUGUAUUUCCCAUUCUAUAGAAUAUCUUGAUACAGAUGUCAAUUUCUAAGUAUAAUUUUGAUUAAAGUCAGCGCAUAGGUCAGAACAUUUAUCUCGGCAUGUUAGUAUUAUUUCAAGCAAGUGCUGUUUAUAGCCACUCAGUGAUUUAUUAAGGUUGAAGAAUGUGAUUUGAGUGGAACUUCUUUGACAACAAAGAUGAUGUGGGGUGUGUUCUACGUUGUUUAACUGUUGUAAAAGUUGAAAUACAUAGUCGAUGAAAUAAACACAGAACCAAACAUUUUUUAGAGAUUAUGUAUCUGACAGGGGACAAUUACUUUCCAGAGUUCAGAGAAUGCAGAAACUCUCAAUAAAUAUAGGCAGAAAUACAGGCAAAAAUAUUGAGUAAUUUGCCUUCAUUUUGCAACAUCAGGUGGCCCUGUAGUGGGAUAAUUUGGAGGAGGAGACUUCAAGCAUUCUGCCGACACCUGUUCACAACAGCUGACAGCCAAUUGAGUAUACGUGUAGUAAUUAACCUGCAUUUACCAGACAUUUUAUUGUGCUUUUUAUUGUGCUCUCAAACAUAAAAUUGGUAAACAAUUCAGGUAUGCAACAAAUAUAAAUGGUCGAGUAAUAUUACUUCCAAAUUAAGUGUAUUUUUCAUAUUAAGCAGAACUAAAAUGGCUGAUCCAGUAUAUGUAUCUGCUGGAGAAAAUUCUUUCAGAAUUCACACUCUAAGCAAUAAAUUCCUUUUAGUGUAAUAUGCUAAAGUUAAUUGAAAGGAAAACAUUCAGGUUGGUCUUUUAGAAAGUCUGUGGAACCAUUUUUGCUCAUUCUUUAUACAAAUAUCGGAGCCGCUAUUUUCUCAGUAGAAAAAUUGUGUAAUUGAAAAUAAUGCUUUGUUAAUGCACUGUAUGUAAAACAAAAUCAGCCUCUGGAUAUGAAACUCAAAUAAGCAAAAUUGAUUCAUUAACCAAUGCUCAAAAUAAUCUGAUCAGAUCUCAUGUAACAUGUACAAAUAGGUUUCAUAAUUGCGGGGACGAGCUGUGCCCUUGUUAGUGAGGAGACCUACAACAAUGUACUGAUAUGAAGUUCUCACAACUCGGUUCUCACAACUCGGUCCUCAGUCCACAUCUUCCUCACAAAAACUGUUCCAGGUUCACAAUCUGUUGACGAGGUUUGAACAUGGAGAAAGGACCCCUGUGGUUUGAAUGAUGGAAACACAUAUGAUGCCAUGCACGGCACAGCGGCGAUACCGCUACAGUUGACACAGGUUGACGUUGACCAACACCGUGCAAUCUACAUAAGCAGAGCAACGGGUAUACAGAAGUCUGUAUGUAUACAGAUAGGCUAAUCAUUUCAGAGCUGCGGACACAGUCUCAAAUGCGCGAGUGCCUAUGGCCCUUUGGCACACACCAAAAAAAUGGUUGAACUUGAAGUCGCAAUAUUUUCAUUGGCAUGCAAUGACACAAAUAGCAAAGUACUUUCAUUCACCAAAAGGAUUCACAAUAGGUUUCUUUGAAAAACACACCCCAUCAUAACUUCAUUGCAUCCAGUACUUUGAUCUGUCAUCGCAAAUGGACACUGUAAAUUAUGACACAUCAUGUCACAACCGAAGUGCUCUCUGCUUCUUGGAACUGUAUGCUAGGCAAAGUACAGCCAACAUCAUCUUUUUGAUACACUCGGACUACAGAAAGAUGUCUGAUUGACAUGAGAACAGUUUGAAAAGUGUUAGUCUCAAACUCAACGCAUGAGACUUGGUGGUCCACUGUUUCAACUUGUUUCCCCCACACUCUGCACUACAAACAUGCUGAACGAUACUUCCACCAUUAAGAUCCUAUUAAAUCUGUUUCUACACAGGAUUUGAAAACAAACUUUCCCUAUCUGUUUUUUAGUCUCCAAGAUGCAAAAAAA